Piliocolobus tephrosceles (Ugandan red Colobus) is the source of this 4013-nucleotide messenger RNA. RefSeq names its product E3 ubiquitin-protein ligase RNF19A. The record is from RefSeq and is a predicted model, not a curated record. Gene Ontology annotation, biological process: protein ubiquitination. Gene Ontology annotation, molecular function: ubiquitin-protein transferase activity; zinc ion binding. NCBI's taxonomy places the organism in Eukaryota, Metazoa, Chordata, Mammalia, Primates, Cercopithecidae.
CAUGACUUACUCUGAAUGCAAGAACAAGAAAGGUUUAUCUCUAAAUAUAAUGAAGGGCUGUGUGUAAACACUGACCCUGACUCAAUUCUAACAAGCAUUUUAGACAUGAGUUUACAUCGGCAAAUGGGUUCAGAUCGAGAUCUUCAGUCCUCUGCUUCAUCUGUGAGCUUGCCUUCAGUCAAAAAGGCACCCAAGAAAAGAAGAAUUUCAAUAGGCUCCCUGUUUCGGAGGAAGAAAGAUAGCAAACGUAAAUCAAGGGAGCUAAAUGGCGGGGUGGAUGGAAUUGCAAGUAUUGAAAGUAUACAUUCUGAAAUGUGUACUGAUAAGAACUCCAUUUUCUCUACAAAUACCUCUUCUGACAAUGGAUUAACUUCCAUCAGCAAACAAAUUGGAGACUUCAUAGAGUGCCCUUUGUGCCUUUUGCGGCAUUCUAAAGACAGAUUUCCUGAUAUAAUGACUUGUCAUCAUAGAUCUUGUGUGGAUUGCUUACGACAAUAUUUAAGGAUAGAAAUCUCUGAAAGUAGAGUUAAUAUUAGUUGCCCAGAAUGUACUGAACGGUUUAAUCCCCAUGAUAUUCGCUUGAUAUUAAGUGAUGAUGUCUUGAUGGAAAAAUACGAAGAAUUUAUGCUUAGACGGUGGCUUGUUGCAGAUCCUGAUUGCAGGUGGUGUCCAGCUCCAGAUUGUGGAUAUGCUGUGAUAGCAUUUGGAUGUGCCAGCUGUCCAAAAUUAACUUGUGGGCGAGAGGGCUGUGGAACAGAGUUUUGCUACCACUGUAAACAGAUUUGGCACCCCAACCAGACCUGUGAUGCUGCUCGACAAGAGAGAGCCCAGAGCUUACGUUUGAGAACUAUACGUUCUUCAUCCAUUAGUUAUAGUCAAGAGUCUGGAGCAGCAGCUGAUGAUAUAAAGCCGUGUCCACGAUGUGCUGCUUAUAUAAUAAAGAUGAAUGAUGGGAGCUGCAAUCACAUGACAUGUGCUGUUUGUGGUUGUGAAUUUUGUUGGUUGUGUAUGAAGGAGAUCUCAGAUUUACAUUAUCUAAGUCCAUCAGGAUGUACUUUUUGGGGGAAGAAACCCUGGAGCCGAAAGAAGAAAAUAUUGUGGCAGCUGGGAACACUGGUUGGUGCUCCUGUCGGAAUCGCUUUAAUAGCUGGCAUUGCUAUUCCUGCAAUGAUUAUUGGCAUUCCUGUGUAUGUGGGCCGCAAGAUUCACAAUCGCUACGAAGGCAAGGAUGUUUCAAAGCACAAACGGAAUUUGGCCAUAGCAGGUGGUGUAACAUUGUCUGUAAUCGUGUCUCCAGUAGUAGCUGCAGUGACUGUAGGUAUUGGUGUUCCUAUUAUGUUAGCUUAUGUCUAUGGCGUUGUUCCCAUUUCUCUUUGUCGAAGUGGAGGUUGUGGAGUCUCAGCAGGCAAUGGAAAAGGAGUCAGGAUUGAAUUUGAUGAUGAAAAUGAUAUAAAUGUUGGUGGAACUAACACAGCUGUAGACACAACAUCAGUAGCAGAAGCAAGACACAACCCGAGCAUAGGGGAGGGAAGUGUUGGUGGGCUGACUGGCAGUUUGAGUGCAAGUGGAAGCCACAUGGAUCGAAUAGGAGCCAUCCGAGACAACCUGAGUGAAACAGCCAGCACCAUGGCACUAGCUGGAGCCAGCAUAACGGGGAGUCUGUCAGGAAGUGCCAUGGUAAACUGUUUUAACAGGUUGGAAGUACAAGCAGAUGUACAAAAAGAACGGUACAGUCUAAGUGGAGAAUCUGGCACAGUCAGCUUGGGAACAGUUAGUGAUAAUGCCAGCACCAAAGCAAUGGCAGGAUCCAUUCUGAAUUCCUACAUCCCAUUGGACAAAGAAGGCAACAGUAUGGAAGUGCAAGUAGAUAUUGAGUCAAAACCAUCCAAAUUCAGGCACAACAGUGGAAGCAGUAGUGUGGAUGAUGGCAGUGCUACCCGAAGUCAUGCUGGUGGUUCAUCCAGUGGCUUGCCUGAAGGUAAAUCUAGUGCCACCAAGUGGUCCAAAGAAGCAACAGCAGGGAAAAAAUCAAAAAGUGGUAAAUUGAGGAAAAAGGGUAACAUGAAGAUAAAUGAGACGAGAGAGGACAUGGAUGCACAGUUGUUAGAACAACAAAGCACGAACUCAAGUGAAUUUGAGGCUCCAUCCCUCAGUGACAGUAUGCCUUCUGUAGCAGAUUCCCACUCUAGUCAUUUUUCUGAAUUUAGUUGUUCUGACCUAGAAAGCAUGAAAACUUCUUGUAGUCAUGGUUCCAGUGAUUAUCACACCCGCUUUGCUACUGUUAACAUUCUUCCUGAGGUAGAAAAUGACCGUCUGGAAAAUUCCCCACAUCAGUGUAGCAUUUCUGUGGUUACCCAAACUGCUUCCUGUUCAGAAGUUCCACAGUUGAAUCAUAUUGCUGAAGAACAUAGUAAAAAUGGAAUAAAACCUAAUGUUGAUUUAUAUUUUGGUGAUACACUAAAAGAAACAAAUAACAACCACUCACAUCAGACAAUGGAAUUAAAAGUUGCAAUUCAGACUGAAAUUUAGGCCCAUAAAUGCUGCAAAAUAAUUACCACUGUACAACUGUGUUUCGAGCUGGUUGAACUACAUGUGACUUCUUAAAUUUCAGGUUACCAGCAAAAGCCAGGUUUCAUUAUCAUAAUGCAGAUACAUUUUCUGUGUUCGGCAAGGCAUUGUGUGUCAUGUGGAUCUUAGUUACCAAACUAUGAAAUGAAGGCUUUAAAAGUGCAUUAUUUUAAGGAUAAUAAAUUUGAAGAGCAAAGCAUGUUUUGUGUGUUUGCCACAAAACAUUGCUUGAAGCACAUACUUAGAUAGAAAUUGGUCUUAAUUUAUAAUCAAUAUAAAAUACUAAUGCAAUUCUACAGCAUUCAAAUGAAAACUUGAGGCUUUAGGGAUAAGUGGUUAGUGAUAUUUUAUUGAAACCACUAAGAUAAGUUUAAAGGAACUGCAUAGGUUACUCUCAGUAUAUGAUACUCUUUGUAACAUUUCUAUUUAUAUCUGGGUAUAAAUUUCAUUUUUUUCUUCAUAUGCAAUGUGGUUAUAUAAAGCUUAAAGCAGCUCAUUUGCUACCAUUUGGAUACUUAGACACUUUGAGCAAAAUUGUGGCAGUUUUUGCACAACUUUGAAAUAGAAAUACCUGGUACUCUGUCUUGUAUAUUGUUGAUGCCAUCUUAGAGGAAAAAUGUAAAGGUAAGUAAGCAUAUGACAGCAACAAAUAAUAUAUAUAAAACUACAAAAUAAAGUCCCAUUAGGUUAUAAGUAUUACAAAAAAAACACCUUUCUCAAAGGGGAAAUUUGUACCCCAUUGAUUCUUGGUGCCUUUGGGUUUGACUGGGUUUUAAUGGCCUAGUUAUUUGAGGAUUUUGCUGUGUUGUUUUCCAUGUCUUCUCUAGUCACCUUGGAUUAUAUAGAAAAAUACAGGAAAUAGAUAAUCAUGAAUGUGAUUAAUAAUAAUGCUGAAAAAGUGUUAGCCUACCAAAGACACACUCAGGCUUUAGUGAAUAACUUUACAUAACCUCAAUUUUUAACACAUGCGUAUCUUCUCCAACCAUGAAAUCAAAGCACGGUGCAGAGCUUGUACCAAGUACAAAAGGUCCAUGUAUGAUUAGCAUUAUUUUCUUUUGCUUUUGUUUAUGGACAAUGUUCAGCUGACAUAAGCAGAAGUUGGCCAAAAUACUGCCUGUACUGUUAAUUUCCUGUAUAAUUCACUUAAAUAAAAGCAGGUUAACCUCAAUGAUAGCAGUUAAAAUGUUCUAUCUUAUGUAUUUCUUUUAAGUAUUACCAUUAUGGUGCUACUGAGCGUUUUCUUUUGGUAAAAAGAAAAAUGCCAUGGGCUGCAGUCUUCUUCCAUCACUUUUCCCUACCAGGUCCAUUAAUAUGCUUAUAACACUAGUGCCAGUUAUUUUAUUUGAUAAUGCUUAUGGUAUUUGUAUAUUUGUUUGCAUUCCAAUUUUGUUUAAUGAGUGUGUAAACUGCAUACGUUAAAUAAAUGUAAAUACUAAUGUAUUGCU